This is a messenger RNA of Cydia splendana, 1818 nucleotides long. Its product is annotated as serine/arginine repetitive matrix protein 1-like. The transcript has 13 exons. The record is from RefSeq and is a predicted model, not a curated record. Lineage: Eukaryota; Metazoa; Arthropoda; Insecta; Lepidoptera; Tortricidae. Bases 94 to 1818 code for a protein of 574 amino acids.
GACAGCUGCUUUGCUGAUAUUGUUUUCCUGUAUUGGUUAUAUUGUAAAAUAAAAUAUAGAUUUUAUCCGCAGCUGUUUAUUAAUUAUUGCAAAAUGGUGAAAAAUAAAAUGAUUGCUAAGAGCUGCCCAAAGUGUCAUUCUCAGGUGGCAGUGGCCUCGAAGUCCUGUAAGUGUGGCCACACGUUCUUCGCGGCGCGGCGCGCGGCCGACGCGCUGCCCGCCGUCGAGGAGAUGCGCCGGCGCACAAGCCGCGUGUGCCGCGCGCAGCCGCAGUUCUACGACGCGGUGCAUUACGAGAAACAGAAGAAACGGUCACCUAAAAAGAGAUCCUUGUCGCGAUCAAUAGAUGAAGAAUAUAAAAAGGAGAAGAGUGAAUCAGCGACGGCGCGCGCCCGGCGGCGGCGGGCGCUGCGGCGCGCCGCGCGCGAGGCGCCGCCGGCGGGCGAGCGCCCCCGCGACCCCACGCCGCAGCUCCGCCCCGCGCAGCUCGCUACCUGCGCGCUCAUACUGCAGAUAUCUCCAGCGACGGCGCGCGCCCGGCGGCGGCGGGCGCUGCGGCGCGCCGCGCGCGAGGCGCCGCCGGCGGGCGAGCGCCCCCGCGACCCCACGCCGCAGCUCCGCCCCGCGCAGCUCGCUACCUGCGCGCUCAUACUGCAGAUAUCUCCAGCGACGGCGCGCGCCCGGCGGCGGCGGGCGCUGCGGCGCGCCGCGCGCGAGGCGCCGCCGGCGGGCGAGCGCCCCCGCGACCCCACGCCGCAGCUCCGCCCCGCGCAGCUCGCUACCUGCGCGCUCAUACUGCAGAUAUCUCCAGCGACGGCGCGCGCCCGGCGGCGGCGGGCGCUGCGGCGCGCCGCGCGCGAGGCGCCGCCGGCGGGCGAGCGCCCCCGCGACCCCACGCCGCAGCUCCGCCCCGCGCAGCUCGCUACCUGCGCGCUCAUACUGCAGAUAUCUCCAGCGACGGCGCGCGCCCGGCGGCGGCGGGCGCUGCGGCGCGCCGCGCGCGAGGCGCCGCCGGCGGGCGAGCGCCCCCGCGACCCCACGCCGCAGCUCCGCCCCGCGCAGCUCGCUACCUGCGCGCUCAUACUGCAGAUAUCUCCAGCGACGGCGCGCGCCCGGCGGCGGCGGGCGCUGCGGCGCGCCGCGCGCGAGGCGCCGCCGGCGGGCGAGCGCCCCCGCGACCCCACGCCGCAGCUCCGCCCCGCGCAGCUCGCUACCUGCGCGCUCAUACUGCAGAUAUCUCCAGCGACGGCGCGCGCCCGGCGGCGGCGGGCGCUGCGGCGCGCCGCGCGCGAGGCGCCGCCGGCGGGCGAGCGCCCCCGCGACCCCACGCCGCAGCUCCGCCCCGCGCAGCUCGCUACCUGCGCGCUCAUACUGCAGAUAUCUCCAGCGACGGCGCGCGCCCGGCGGCGGCGGGCGCUGCGGCGCGCCGCGCGCGAGGCGCCGCCGGCGGGCGAGCGCCCCCGCGACCCCACGCCGCAGCUCCGCCCCGCGCAGCUCGCUACCUGCGCGCUCAUACUGCAGAUAUCUCCAGCGACGGCGCGCGCCCGGCGGCGGCGGGCGCUGCGGCGCGCCGCGCGCGAGGCGCCGCCGGCGGGCGAGCGCCCCCGCGACCCCACGCCGCAGCUCCGCCCCGCGCAGCUCGCUACCUGCGCGCUCAUACUGCAGAUAUCUCCAGCGACGGCGCGCGCCCGGCGGCGGCGGGCGCUGCGGCGCGCCGCGCGCGAGGCGCCGCCGGCGGGCGAGCGCCCCCGCGACCCCACGCCGCAGCUCCGCCCCGCGCAGCUCGCUACCUGCGCGCUCAUACUGCAGGUUACAUAA